AUGACCUUUUCUCCUCCAACAAAGAAACAAAAAGUGUUUGGCAUCAAGCGCUCGGUGCCACGCCACACCGUCACCCCGAGGCAUCCACUCAACAUCAGACCGUCCGGUAACUCGCUCCUCCUUGACAGCAAAACCACGGCCCAAUGCGUCGACUUCAGACGGGCACAGCUUGGACACCUUUCUGGGUUCCCUGACGAGCUCAUAGUGGACUUUUUAUCCUACUUUGACAACCCGAAGGACCUCCUUGCGCUCAGUCACGUGUCGAAGUUGAUGUACUGCUACACAUACGACGAGGAGCUCUGGCGAAAGUUGUACAUCAAAAAGGCACUGCAGGAGGAAAAGGAACACCUCGAGCAGGGUCUUAUGGCUCCGAAGCUCCCGCUAGGUAUCCAGCACUGGAAGGGCUCGUGGAAGAAGACGCUUUUGGACUUGCCCUCGUACGUCAAGCACGAACAGGUGUUCCAGGUCCCCGAUAACCUCUUUUUCAGUGACACUCUAUUCCGAUCCUUCCAGUGUUCUACGAUUGACUAUGACACGGUUUUACGCAAUAUACUAGCGGAGGAGGAGCACAGCCAUCGUGCGGGCAAGAAUACCAACGAUAGGGGUCGCAUUCCGCGUCUCUCCGAAGCGUACAUGAACAGUGAUGCAUACAACGCCGAAUGGGUAACCAAGCCAUUCAUUCUCACUAAGGCAGACGCUAGGUGGCCUGAAUGGACAUUGGCAACGUUGGUGGAGAGGUUUCCAGACGUCCAGUUCCGACAGGAAGCCGUCAAGUGGCCGCUUUCGUUUUAUUCCGAGUACUUCAGGGAGAACCAUGACGAGUCACCGUUGUACCUCUUUGACUGCCAAUCCCCGGCUAUGACCGAACUUAUCCAGGAGUAUCGUGUUCCUGAGUGUUUCCAAUAUGAUUUAUUUACUGUUUUUGACGAAAUAGAUGGUGACAAAGCCAACAAGAAUCUGUCUGAUGCAUCUGAAACUAGCACCUUCGCCCUAAAGUGUCGCCCUGAUCACGCAUGGUUGAUUGUGGGCCCGGCCCGAAGUGGCUCCACCUUCCACAAGGACCCGAACCAUACGUCCGCCUGGAAUACAACCCUUUCCGGGCGCAAGUUAUGGGUCAUGUUGCCUCCGGAGUUUGCCCCACCGGGCGUGGGAACCGACACCGAUGAGAGCGAGGUGACGUCUCCGGUGGGCAUUGCGGAGUGGUUUAUCGGGGGCUUUUUCCAGGAUACGAUAAAGAUUUCCAACGAUUCCGGGAACUGUCUCAUCGGGGUCACGUAUCCUGGAGAGUGUAUCCACGUUCCAGCGGGUUGGUGGCAUUCUGUUAUCAAUAUUGACGACUGUGUGGCCUUGACCCACAACUUUGUUCCCCGGCCGCUGUUGGGAAAGGUGUUCAACUUCUUGAAAAACAAGAACCACCAGAUCUCCGGGUUCCGGCCCGCGGAUGUCAAGGCCAAGUUGGAGCGCGUGCUACAGAGGUAUGCCGGUGAAGAGGGUAAGGAGUCACCUCUAGGGCUCAGAUUGGUGCAGUUCCGUCGCUACCUCGAGGCCACCGAGCAAACGCAGACCGUGGGUCACCUUGAGGAGGAGGACUGCGGCGAGACCUUGAUGAACGGCCAGUGUUUGUUGAUGCCAGUGUUUGAGAUGUUUGAGCAAUUAUUGCUUGAUACGUCAAAUGAAGCGUUUGCCAAAGACAUGGGUCUGACCCUUGCGGCCGCGUAUGAAUCCUUGGGAGAGCUCGAGGCGGUGGAGAUGAAAAAGAAGUUGGCGAGUAGGGAAAUCGUGCGUAGCAAGAUGUGGGACGAAUUGACUGCUUCGAAGUUAGGUGUGGAGCAAGCCCCAGCGUUUAGCUUUGGUUUUGAGGAAAGCGACGAAGAAUGA
This is a messenger RNA of Babjeviella inositovora NRRL Y-12698, 1878 nucleotides long. RefSeq lists its product as uncharacterized. The record is from RefSeq and is a predicted model, not a curated record. NCBI's taxonomy places the organism in Eukaryota, Fungi, Ascomycota, Pichiomycetes, Serinales. Bases 1 to 1878 code for a protein of 625 amino acids. The transcript has a single exon. Gene Ontology annotation, molecular function: protein binding; cis-regulatory region sequence-specific DNA binding. Gene Ontology annotation, cellular component: nucleus.